This is a messenger RNA of Candida dubliniensis CD36, 2556 nucleotides long. RefSeq names its product Ctf18p (gene CTF18). The record is from RefSeq and is a predicted model, not a curated record. Lineage: Eukaryota; Fungi; Ascomycota; Pichiomycetes; Serinales; Debaryomycetaceae. Gene Ontology annotation, molecular function: ATP hydrolysis activity; DNA binding; ATP binding. The transcript has a single exon. Gene Ontology annotation, cellular component: nucleus. Bases 1 to 2556 code for a protein of 851 amino acids.
AUGAUUCAAUCAGAGGAACACCAUCAACAGACAAUGCCCCCUGCUACAGAAUUUAGCAUGAAGGAUUCAUGUUUGUUCACGCAACCAGAAACAAAUAUUGAAACUGAAGGAAGUGCUCUAAAUAUGUCAGAAUCAUUAUUGUUCAAGGACGUCAAACAUGAUAGCGAAACUGAGGAAUCAUCCAAAUCAAGUAAUACCAAUAUACAUAAUCUAAUAGCACCUCAAGAGGAUCGUGCUAUAAAUCAAGAAACCUCGAAACAAGAUUCACAAAGACUUGUUGUUGUUGAUUUUGAUGAAAUGGACCAAGAUUUUUCACCAGCAUCUAAACCAUCAAAGACAGUAAAGCUAUUUUCGGGUAAACAAAUCAAAUUAGCUCCACGAUCUACUGAAAGAGUAAAUAUUGAUGAGAAACAACUCUCUGGAGUUUUUCUAGAUAUGGAUACUUUAACAAACAAGGCUAACUUGAGAAAUUCGUUUAAAGAGAAUAGAAAGAAAUUAUCAAAACCUCCAUCGUCUUCCAUUGAUGGUGGCACCACUUCGUCUCAAAUUUGGACUGAAAAAUAUAAACCAAAUAAUUUUAUUCAAUUAUGCUCUGCGGGUAAUGAUAGACAGUAUAGAUCAAUUUUACAAUGGUUGAAAAAAUGGUCACCUGUUGUGUUUGGUGAUGAUAUUCCACAUAAAGAAAAUGCAGAUCCAUUGGGAAGACCUUAUAAGAAAAUUUUGUUAAUCCAUGGACCUACUGGUAUUGGGAAAACCACUAUAUCACACAUUUUGGCAAAGCAUAUGGGCUAUACUGUCCAAGAGUUGAAUGCAGCAAAUAGUAUGGAUACCUUACCUCAAGCUUCUGGUGGAGGAUCCUCGGCUUAUACAAAUGCUGCUUCAGCGUUGAAGCUUAAAAUUGUCAACGCGUUGACAUCAAAUUCUAUUCACUCUCAGGGCAAACCUACUUGUUUAAUAAUAGAUGAAAUUGACUCUUUGGCCAAUAUCAAUGACGUUGUAAAAGUAUUGAAUGACUUGGUUCAAUCAGAUCACCGUGCACUCAACAAGAAAUUAAAAAGACUGUCGAUGGAAGAUAUUGAGGCCAAGAAGAAAUCGAAAAAGAAAGACAUUUUUUUGAAUCGUCCCAUUAUUUGUAUUGCUAAUGACAUUUAUUCACAACCAUCAAAUAGAUUUGGACCAAAUCCUAUGGAGAAAUUACGGCCGAUUUCAGAAAUUAUUCAAUUCAGGAAACCAACAAGUUCUAGAACAACUUCAGGAGCAAAAACUGGUGGGAAUGCUAUAAAAUCAGUCAAAGAUUAUUUAAUGGAAAUCAAUAAACAAGAAAAUAUGGGACUUGAUCAUCAAGAAAUAGGUGAAAUUGUUGAGAUUUGUGAAGGUGAUAUCAGAGCAUGUAUUAAUCAUAUGCAAUUUAAUAGUAGAUCAGUUGACACUAUCGAGAGAAGAAUUGCAAAGACCCCUUUAAUUGAUAGACAACUUUCUUGGUUUGCUAUGACUGACCAACUUUUCAAACGAGACCCUCAGUUAUCAAAGGAAGAGAAUCUUGCUCGUUUGUUUGAUGGGUUUAUGAAUGGUGAAGGCAGAGCAUUAGCAAGCAAUUCUGGUACAUUUGACAGAGUUCUUAAAGGAGUAUUUGAUAAGUAUUUGGACAUAGUUCACAUUCAAGAUGAUUCAUUAGUUAAGCCGUGUGAACUUAGUGAUUGGAUAAGCUACCAGUCCCAAUUCACUAGAAGCAAUGAAACUAACGAGUAUUCUCCAUUAAUUUUGUUGAAAGCUUCAUCUUUAUUUAGUGAUAUUCGAGUCCAACCAGGAAGCCAAACGUUGAUUCCAAAUGCCAAAAACUUAGACUUUGAACAUAGUCAAUUGUUGAAAAGUAAUAAAAAUAUCGUUCGACUGAUGGAGAAUAGAUUGCCAGUGCAGGUUAGAGUGGCCCUUGGUAUAAAUCAUGAGAAUGCAGCAAGUUUAGUUUUACCAUGCCUAGCCAAAAUUUUAUCUCCUCAUAUGUCAGCUAAAGUAAAGUCUGACUUGAGUGCCGUAGAGAAGAGGUGCUUAGAAAGAAUUGCUGGAUUAGUGAAGGAGCUUGACUUGUCUUUGGAAUACCUGAAAGAUUUGGAGACAGGGUUAUCAUCACUCAAGUUGAAUCCAGAUUUGGAUCUGUUAACAAUUUAUGACAACUAUUUGACAUCUAUUCCAGCAGCAUCAGUUGUUAAGCAAACUCAACUUCGUCGUCAAUCAUUAUUUCCAUUGAUUACAGCGGAACUAGAUAGACUCAAUGUUUCUAAAAAGUCUGUCAAACGUUCAUUAGAAGAUAACAUCAAGGAAUCAAAUAAUGGAGAUAAAAUUACCAAGAAACCGAAAAAUCUUGCCACAACAAGCCUCAAUUUCUUCAAAGGAAGAUAUGAAGAAAUUAAUUCAAAAACUAACAUGGAUAAUAUCGAUGAAGGAUCAUCAGAUGGAGAGAAGGAAUUUAAAACUUCGAGAAUAUGGGUAAAAUACAAUGAAGGGUUCUCGAAUGCUGUAAGAAAGAAUAUUGGUUGGAAUGAUCUUUGGCUCGUUUAA